Aspergillus fumigatus Af293 is the source of this 1827-nucleotide messenger RNA. RefSeq lists its product as uncharacterized. The record is from RefSeq and is a predicted model, not a curated record. The transcript has 2 exons. Lineage: Eukaryota; Fungi; Ascomycota; Eurotiomycetes; Eurotiales; Aspergillaceae. Bases 1 to 1827 code for a protein of 608 amino acids.
AUGCCAAUCCCCACGCGCUCCCUUUCCCUCCGCGGACAAAGUAAACAGAAUAUCUUACUCACUAUCACCAAGUCGACCGCAGGACGCACAGCAGCGAGCAAGAUCCCACCAGAGGAGGGCGAUGGCGAUGGGUCCGCAGACUCACACUCAAGCACAAGCGCGAGCACAAGCGCAAGCACAAGCACAACCGAUCGCAGGAAGAGCCUCCUCCCUCAGCGCAGUAUCCCCAGUGGGGAUCGAGAUCGAGAUCGAGAUGGUGCUGCCCCGGUGCGCCAGCAGCAGCAAUUGGAGACACGGUUACAGCGGGGAAGUCGGAUCUUGACGAAGACGCCGGGAGCACAGAAGAAGCAGGAAGAGGGCGUUUCGGUGUCCAGCACAGCAGUGCCAGCCACAGCUACGCUGGCGAAUACUCGACGACAAAGUUUGAUACGACCUAGCCCGUUGAAAACGGGGACAGCUACAGCUACAGCUACAGGCGCAGGCACAAGGACGGGAACGAAUCCGGGCGGGAGGGCUGCUACAACGCCGAAGAGCGCGACGUUCAGCGUGCAAGGAUUGUCGACCUUUCCGAUGAAAAGGGAUGGGGUUGCGUCAAUGUCCCCGAAGAGAACGGAGAUGCCGCCGCCGGCGCGGCCGACUCGGUCGGCGUCGAUGAGACAGCCUUUGAAAGCUGGUACUGGUACUGGUACUGGUACUGGUACUGGUGCUGGUGCGGGUGCGGGUUCCGGGACCCCGGCGACUGGGGUUAGGCAUGUGCGGCACCGGAGCCAGAUUGUGGCGCCGUCGUCGAGCCAGGGUCAGGUUUCCAGGAGGAGCGACUCGGAAUCUUCUGGGUCGACGCCUAUGACGACCCCCGGGUUGGCGGCUGGGACGAGACCGAGCGGGCAGUUUACAACGUAUCAGCAGCAGUUUUCGCCGAGGAAGGUAGUGAGACCCGCAGCUUCAUCGGUUGCCAGCGCGUCCGCGCAUGGGGAGGAUUCACUGAUCCCGACGUCGUGGCCAGAGAUCGCGGCGCUUCAGACGGAAUUACUACAGUUGAGCUUGCUACAUUCGUCGUCACUACAGCAGAUGGCAGCACUGGAGGCCGAGUCGGAGGAACAGCUACAGACCAAGUAUGACGCGGUCGCGAAGACGUAUCGCGCGAUGGUCGGGGAAGAAAAGAAGCGCCAGCGGUUGCUGAAUGGACAAGCCUUGAAUCGCUGGCUAGAGAAUGCCAGCGAACAUGGUGGUCGCCCGAACUUCGCCGCGCAGAUCCAGGCCUUUUCGCAGCUCGUGCAGGAAGUGUGUGAUUUGACCGACAGUCUCGAAGGGAAGUAUACGAUGCUUGUCCAGAAAUUCGAGGAAUGGUUCCGGAAAGUGCAAGCGAUCGAGAGCAUGCGACUUCAUCGACAGCAGGGAGAUGCAAACCACGUGGUUUUCAUUGACCCGCUCGAUCGCGUAUGGAAGGACGAGGUGCACGUCAUGAUUGUGAAGCUUGAACAGGGCUUGAGGCAGCUUCAGAGUCUGGAUAUUACGGACUACGACGGACCAGAGCCAGCGCUAGCUGAUGCUGCACUUGUGCGCACAGCUAAGGGACUCGACGUGAUGAUCGCUUCGAUGGUGGACGAGUUGAAAGUGAUACGUAGGUUCGAAGCGCAAAUUGUAAGGUCGGAGAGGCAGUGGGUUAGUCAGUCAGCUCGCAGCCAAAUUGGCUGCAACCCACCCACAAGAUGCGAGGGAUGCGAGGGACGCGAGGCCUGGAAUGUGGAGAACUGCACUGUUGAGGUCAUAGACGAUUCUAUUUGGAUUUUUCUGAUGGAUCGACCAUGGAACUCACUGAAUAUGUGA